Molecule: messenger RNA, 3177 nt
Organism: Symbiodinium necroappetens
Lineage: Eukaryota; Dinophyceae; Suessiales; Symbiodiniaceae
Source: the annotation of a GenBank genome assembly
AUGGCGAAGAUCCUCGCUCGACCUUCCAAAGAGCUGCUAGGCGAGCCGCCGUCUGCUUCCGAGGCCCAUCGGUCUACAGAGGUGAAGCAGGUGAAGCUGGCGAGUGUUUUGAUGGUGGUGGACCUUCGUACUUCGUACUUCGUACGGCACCCCAGGCCUGAGCUCUUUCGACGAUGCGGACCAGCACCUGCCUGGAACCCGGGCUCUGCAGAGCACGACACGCACAGUCGAACUAGAUUGCAGCGCCUCGGAGACUUCGAUGAUGGCACUGCGCUGGAGGUUCCUCUACCAGCAAGCGUCGUUCCACACACCUGCCGUUUGCUCUAUCUGCGUGUGGAGAUCGCCACGAUGCCCAUGACGCGGCUUUGCUUCAACCUCUCCCUGCAUCCGGUGACUCGCAGCUGGCUCCUGGGCCACUUCCUCAUCCUAUUGUGCAGGCAGACGGAGCCAGAGGCCUCGCUGGAGUCCCUCCCGCCCCCUUGCCUCUUUGAAGGACUGGAUGGGCCCGGGUCCCAAUCCAAGCAGCCUCACCGCAGUCCGCUGGAAGUUCAGUCUGUGGGCUCUCAGAGAGUCUUGGCCAUUUUGGCCUACCUACUCCGCCGAGUGCCCCAGUGUGGGGACUUCUUUGCACGGAAGCUGCAGAGCGAGCCUUGGUUAAAGGCUUUCCAUGCACCACAAUGGUCGACUGAUCGUAGCAAGAAGUCGCGGGGAGAUGUCUCGCUCUUGCAAGGGAUUGCAAUUUCGGACUUACCGGGCCACUGUGCAGUGAAUCUUCUCAUGCAGCUGGUGAACACGAGACUCUACUUGUCUUCCUCCCGACACGCUGCCUGGCUGCUCUCCGUCUUGCAUGCGCUGCUCUGUCCGCAGCCGGCCCGGAGCUCCACCAGCUCCAAGGACUCGGAAGCUUUCGAGACGCCGGCCACGGUGGCCACGGCCAGCGCGGCCGCCACUGCCACUGCCGCGGCCGUUCCGGCCGUUCCGGCCGUUCCGCCCAGCCCGGCCGCACCGGCCGCACCGGCCGCACCUGCGCAAGCAGCGCAAGCAGCGCAAGCAGCGCAAGCAGCGCAAGCCGAGGAGACGGAAGAGACGGUUGGGUCACAGCGGUGGAGCAAGAUCAUUGAGGACAUGCACACGGCCCUGUCCCAAGAGAGCGUGCUGGCUCUUUGCCACUUCCUUUGCCAUGCCGGCAGUGGCCACGGCUCGAGUAGUGAGGGUGAUGCAUUCCAACUUGCAGGGGAUAUCCUGGUGGCCCUGGCAGCUUCACGUACACACCUGGACACCGUAAGGUGUGAGUUGAUGCAGGUCCUGGCCCUUUUGGUCACGGACAUCGAGCGAGCUCUUCAGGAGUGCGAGGCCGCCGCUGCAGAGCCCUCCACGAUCGAGUCGCGCUUCCUUCGCGUGGUCAGGACUUUGACCGAAGUUUUCCGGGAGGCCUCAAAGUCAGGACCAGACCGAACUAGCUCGAAGCCGGAGGGCUUCAUGGAGGAGGCUCGUGUUGAAAAUUUGUGGGAUGCCCUAGAUCGCACAUUGGAGCGCCUGGACGACCCGGAGAUGUCAGCCACGCCAGCACAGAAGCUCCUGUCCUCCGGUGAGGGGGACGCCGGUUCGCCUGACAACAGCCAGUCGCCUCCGAAGCCGUUGCUGAACCGGCUGCUGCCGCUCAUUGAAGCCUUCUUCGUGCUCCAUGGCCACAUCACCGAGGAAGCGGACAAGGCCCCACGACCAGAGGAACCACUUCAGAUGACCGAGGGUGGCUCCUCCUCUUCUCAGCCGGGCAAAGUCCCGUCACCAGCUCAGCUGUCGCACGUUUUUGCCGAGUUCCACGAGCAGUCUGCAGCAGAGAGAUCUCGCUUCGGCCAGUUCUGCAAGAAGCACCGGCGUCCGUUGAAUGCGCUGCUGAAACAGACACCUUCGCUUCUGUCGAAGUCUUUCGCUCCGGUCCUCCAAUAUAUGCCGACCUGUCUGGACUUCGACAACAAGCGGGCCUAUUUCAGGGCGCAGCUCCGGUCUCGGAGGCUAGAAAGCCGGUAUCAGACCAUCCGCUUACGAGUCCGUCGAAAUGAGAUUUUCAUGGACUCGUACCACCAACUCCGGAUACGGACCGGUGAGGAGAUGAGGGCCAAGAUCCAGGUUCAAUUCCAGGGCGAAGAGGGCAUCGAUGCCGGAGGUGUGGCCAAGGAGUGGUAUGGAGCGCUGGCCAGGGAAAUUUUUAACCCCAACUAUGCCCUCUUUGUGCAGGCCGGUGGCAAGGCUUGCACCUACCACCCGAAUCCGAUGUCCUAUGUCAAUAGAGACCACCUCCAGUUUUUCCACUUCAUUGGAAGGGUGGUUGGCAAGGCCAUUCAUGAUGGCCAGAACCUGGAGGCUUGGUUCACCCGAGGCUUCUACAAGCACAUGCUGGGGAAGAAGGUGAUUCCUGCUGAUCUGGAAGCAUUUGAUCCUGAAUACUUCUCCAAUUUGAAAUGGAUGCUGGAUCAUGACAUCACAGAUAUCAUCGAGCUCACCUUCUCCGCAGAAAGCGACGAGCUGGGGCAGAUCAAAGUGGUCGACCUCAAGCCUCAGGGCAGAACUUUGCCCGUAACCAACGAAAACAAACACGAGUACAUUCAACUCAUGUCGGAGCACAAGAUGACGAACUCUGUCAAGCAGCAAAUAGAGCACUUCCUCAAAGGCUUGCAUGAGAUCGUCCCUCCGCAGCUGCUGUCGUUGUUUGACGACAAGGAGCUGGAGCUUCUCAUCUCGGGCCUGCCGGAUAUUGACAUUGAGGACCUGAAGCAGAACACCGAGUAUCACAACUAUACGCCGCUGUCGGAUCAGGUCCAGUGGUUCUGGAAGGUCUUGAGCGAGUUUACGCAGGAGCAACGAGCGUGGUUCCUGCAAUUCGCCACUGGAACCUCUCGAGUUCCGGUCGAAGGCUUUAAGGGUCUGGUGGGUAUGAGAGGGCCGCAGAAGUUCUCGCUUCACCGUGCAUAUGGUUCAGAUCGGCUCCCAUCGGCGCACACCUGUUUCAACCAGCCGCGACCUUGUUUAGGGAGAGCCAGAAGUACCCUCCCCCUCCCCUGUAGCAACACUGCAGUGUCAAUGUGCUCCGUGACAAAACACUGUGACAAGAGCGAAGGGCGACAAGUGUGCUCAAGCAUUAGGGUUCCUCAAAAACACAGGAUAAGACAAGGCUAG